Messenger RNA from Dentiscutata heterogama, 372 nucleotides. Lineage: Eukaryota; Fungi; Glomeromycota; Glomeromycetes; Diversisporales; Gigasporaceae. The record is from the annotation of a GenBank genome assembly.
AUGCCGGAAGUUCUUAAAACUGAAUCUCCUCCAAUAUACAGUGGUAAUAAGGAGAAAGGUUUACCAGUAUAUUAUGGUGACAAAAUAACACUUAUGAAUAAUGGAACUGGGCAAAAGUUACACUCGCAUAAUUUUGAAAUUAAGGACCUUAAUAUUACGUGUCAGACUUGGAAUAACACCGACGAUAACUGGAUUUUGCAACAUCAUUUAUAUGACACAUCUUCUAAUGACAAAGAGCUCUGGAAUGAAUGUCAUGAUAUUUUUCUUUUGCAUGACAAUUCUAAACUGGGGUUAAAUAGCCAUAAUUAUAUGUUGAACGAUGAAUAUCAAGAGGUUACAUGUUUUGGAGACAAGAAAGUCAAUACAACAAAG